Molecule: messenger RNA, 1920 nt
Organism: Nicrophorus vespilloides
Lineage: Eukaryota; Metazoa; Arthropoda; Insecta; Coleoptera; Silphidae
Product: protein yippee-like 2
Exons: 5
Coding region: 93-479 (128 amino acids)
Source: RefSeq, a predicted model, not a curated record
UAGCUUCAUAUUAUACCAGGGACCUGACAGACAUACACAAAUAUUUUUCAGGCGUGCAUAACACAAAAAUAUUUAUAAAACAUAUAAACGAAAUGUGUGACGAGCACGCAUGGCCUGCCGUCGCAGCCAUCACCAUGGUGAAGACGUUCCAGGCCUAUCUUCCACAAUGCCAUCGCACCUACUCGUGCAUCCACUGCCGGGCACACCUAGCCAACCACGACGAGCUUAUCUCAAAGUCAUUCCAAGGCAGCCAGGGUCGAGCGUAUCUCUUCAAUUCUGUGGUUAACGUGGGCUGCGGACCGGCCGAGGAGCGCGUCCUGUUGACCGGACUCCACGCCGUCGCCGACAUCUACUGCGAGUGCUGCAAAACCACCCUCGGCUGGAAAUACGAACACGCGUUCGAGUCCAGCCAGAAAUACAAGGAGGGAAAGUUCAUCAUAGAGUUAGCUCACAUGAUCAAAGAGAAUGGAUGGGACUGACAUUUCUGCAGCACCUGGUCACAACCACCGAAAUGGCAUUCACAUUGUCUAAAGCCGUGUCCGACUUCUGCCUGGCCGGCAAACUUCUAAUGUUAAGUAUAAAUUUCUACUUCAUGGACUGGACCUAGUUGAAAUCGUCCGAAGUGCUCUCAGCUCAUCCGAGGACAACAGCAACACAAAAAAAUAAUCAACAACAAAAGAGAAAACGAUAACAAACAACAACAACAAAUUGGACAUGGAUGUUAAUUUUCUAUUUGUGUUCUUCCCCUCUAAAAAGAAAAAUCAGGAUUCUUUGUUUCGUUCGAAUCUAAAAAAAAACACUGUUUUGUUGCCUGUGUGUGUGUUAUAUUUCAAUAUCUCUACUCGCAAAAUCGUUUCGGGAGCAAAGAAUUUUCACCAACAACAAAAUCAAACGUGUGUUUCUGUGGCGCGAAUUAGAUGUUUAACAUGACCCGAGUCUCGUAAAAAUGGUGCUUUAUACAUACAUCUAUACAUAUAUUUUCGAUUUGUUUUAAACUCAUAUCAGUGUCUAAUCGAUGGAUAAAAAAAUUACACUAAGAACGUGCAGCUUGAGCACUUGAGCUUUGAUUGGGAUGUACAAGAAUUACAAAACGAAACAAACAAAACUUGAAAACAAAGCAAACAUAUUUUUUGAAAAAAAAAAACAAACUGUUGGAAAAAGAAAAGGAUUGAACGUUUCAUUUAUUCUUUCGUGCCCUUCGUUUCGUUUUCUUCUCUACUAAAUUGGAGUGCUGCAUCAACAAAAAAAAAAACAAACAAACAAACAAAAAAAAAUAGAAAGAAAACGGUGUGGAUAAGAAAUAAAAAUAAGUCUGUGUUACAUAAACUAUAACUAACUGUGGUAUGAAUCUGUGGUAAAAAACAAAAAAAAAUAAUUAAAAUAGAAUUACACUCUCGCACACGAGUAACAAAAAUUAAUGGUGUCAAUCUUCUGUUCUGUUUCUCCAAAAAAACAAAGAAAGAAAGCAAAAAUUUAAUCUAUAUAUAUAUUCUAUAUUUACAUUAACGGAGGUGAGAAAUACGCGUGUUUUCUGAUAGAUCUUAUUUCAGUUUCAUUAAAUGUUUUUUUUUUUCAACUUGAUUUCCGACACUGGGUAAAAUAUAUACACAUAUAAUAAAGAUAUAUAAAAUAUGAAUAUUGUAAGUGAGCAAAUUCUUUGUUACUUAAACAGAAACUACUAUUUACUAAGUUUAGUUCUUAAUGAUGUGAUUUUUUGUGAUAUAUGUUUUUGAAUGCGAGUCGUGGAAAUGGAAAAGCGGCGGUUUUAUUUCGAUUUACCUGGUUUACAUUUUAAUUUGGAUACAAUAUCUACAUUACACUCCUCUUCUGGUAUUGUGUGUGUGUAUGUGUGUGUGUGUUAAUUUUCGCGAUUUUCACGAGGCAAAAUGCAAACUAAAACAAACAAAAUUUUUUUUUUUU